Messenger RNA from Callithrix jacchus (white-tufted-ear marmoset), 3399 nucleotides. The record is from RefSeq and is a predicted model, not a curated record. NCBI's taxonomy places the organism in Eukaryota, Metazoa, Chordata, Mammalia, Primates, Cebidae.
GGAGGGGUUGUUCCAUGUAGGCCAGUUGAGAAAGGCAUGAAGAUGUUGUUUCCUCUUGCACAGUACAGUCCUGCAUUAUAGACUUUCUGGUCUUUUUGGUGAUACAUCCCUCCAUGAAGUCAAUAGGACUUUAACCAGGGGAACUGAAGCUGAAGCUGAAAGAGAAAGUCGUCAAGAAUGGAAAAUUUCUGAAAGAUAUGAGAUAGAUCCAGAAGACUAGGAAGAGACCUGGCCAGAAAGCUGGGUCUUUCAGAGGUGAAAGAAGCUUUAUGCAGCCAACACAGAUCUGGGGCUAGUACCUGUGUCUGAGGGUCUGCGUGUCAGGGAGAGCUGCUGCUCAUGGACGCAAGUUGCAUCAUCAACUGAUUCCCUAGGGCCAUGUCAGUGACAGUCUCAGUGAGAGCCUUUGCCUCCUUCCUGUCUUCUCUGCUGAAACUCCACGUGGUUUUGUAUGAGGCUAGGAGGGUGCUUCAGACCUGGGCUGCCCAGAUGAAGAGUGUGAGGCUGAGGCUAGUGCCAGGUCUUUCAUGUGUCAGGUUGGGGACCAUGUUGCUGUUGGGGAUAAUUUUUCUCUCAAGCACGUACUGUGACAUGGUCUCGGUAUAUUACUCUUCCUAUGAAAUAGUCAUCCCAAAGCGGCUAAUGGUCAGGGGAAGUGAAGAUCCAGUGGAAAAGGCAUCCUAUUUGCUAUUUAUGGAAGGCCAGAAGCACCUGAUUCACCUGAAGGUAAAGAGAAGCCAUUUUGUGAAUAACUUUCCAGUCUACAGUUACCACAAUGGCAUCCUGGGGCAAGAAUCACCUUUUACCUCCCACAACUGCCACUAUGAAGGCUACAUAGAGGGAAUGUCAGGUUCUUUUGUUUCUGUCAACACCUGUGCAGGUCUCAGGGGCAUCUUGAUCAAGGAGGAAACAUCUUACAGCAUUGAGCCCAUGGAGUCUUCAAGACGGUUUGAACAUGUGUUAUAUACCAUGGCACAUCAAGCACGAGUGUCCUGCGGUGUCGCUCCCACAGAUAGCCAUGUGGUGUCCACUAGCUGGCAACAAGGGAGCAAGAAGCCUUAUGAUCGACAGGUGCUGUCCUACUUGUGGUCACACCCCAAGUACGUGGAAAUGUUUGUUGUGGUCAACAACCAGAGGUUCCAGAUGUGGGGCAGUAACGUCAAUGAGACGGUCCAGAGAGUAGUGGAUGUCAUUGCUCUGGCCAACAGCUUCACCAGGGGAAUAAACACAGAGGUGGUGCUGGCUGGAAUGGAGAUCUGGACCGAGAGGGAACUAAUAGAGGUCGCAGUGGACUUGCAAGUCACACUCAGGAAUUUCAAUCGCUGGAGACAAGAGAUGCUCUUCCGUCGUGCGAAGCAUGACGUUGCCCACAUGAUCGUUGGGCAUCAUCCUGGACAGAAUACGGGCCAGGCCUUUCUCAGUGGUGCCAGCUUAAGCGGUUUUGCGGCAGCUGUUGAAUCCUUCCAUCAUGAAGAUGUGCUGUUGUUUACAGCCCUCAUGGUCCAUGAGCUCGGGCACAACCUGGGUAUUCAGCACGACCACUUGGCCUGCUUUUGUAAAGAUAAGCAUUUUUGCCUCAUGCAUGAAAAUAUCACAAAAGAAAGUGGCUUCAGCAACUGCAGCUCUGACUACUUCUACCAGUUCCUUCGAGAACACAAAGGGGCCUGCCUAUUUAACAAGCCAUGGCCCAGGGCCCGCAAGUGUAGGGAUUCCACCUGUGGAAAUGGCAUGGUGGAGGACACAGAGCAGUGUGCCUGCGGUCCUCUAUGUCAGCAUGACCCAUGUUUUCAGGGUAACUGUAAACUGAAGGCGAAAGCAGAGUGCAGUGAUGGCCCAUUUUGUCAUAAGUGUAAAUUUCAACAUACGGGAUAUCCUUGUCGUCCUUCUAGUGGUUCCUGUGACCUCUCAGAAUUUUGUGACGGUACCUCUGCAGUAUGCCCCAACGACAGGCAUAAGCAAGAUGGCUCAAAAUGUCAUGAAAUUUACCAGUGUAUUAAAGGUCACUGUAUGCACCCUAAUAAUCAAUACACACAAGUAUUUGGAUAUGGUGCAAAGUCAGCCUCACAGGAGUGUUACAAUUCAAUCAACAGCAAAGGGGACCAGUUUGGAAACUGUGGCAUUCCUACCAGUGCUGGGUCACAAUAUGUUCGGUGUUCAUCUGAUAAUAUAUUUUGUGGGAAACUUAUAUGUUCAGGAAUUAGAAGUUUACCACAAAUCAAACUCCAACAUACAAUGAUUCAGGUCCCUCAUUGAGAUGACUCAUGUUGGAGCAUGGAUGCCUAUGUGUCUACUGACAUUCCUGAUGAAGGAGAUGUGUACAAUGGUACUUAUUGUGCACCAAACAAAGUCUGCCUAAAUUCCACCUGCACAGAUAAAACCCCAGUGGUGUCUGCCUGCAACCCAGAAAAAAUGUCUAACGGGAAUGGAGUUUGCAAUGAUUUGGGGCACUGCCACUGUAAUGAAGGGCAGCCCCCCGACUGUGCUACUGCAGGAAAUGGAGGUAGUAUGGACAGUGGCCGUCCUAGAAAGCCAGGUGAGAUACCUUCAGGAGAAGGUGAAAAUCAAAAUAAGACUCAUUCCAGAGGUCAAGAUCUUGCUGUAGACAUGAUGAUAUUAUCAUUCAUUAUACUUUUUAUAAUACUAUUAUUAAGUGUAAUUAUUUGCUUGAUCUGCUUGUUUAAAAAAUCACCAGAGGCUGCCCCAGCAGAAGGUCUUCCACCGGCAUCAUAAAUAAAGCCAGAAGCAGCAGAAGAGGCCCCAGAAAAAGAAGAGGAGGAAGAAGGAGAAGAAGAAGAAGAAGAGGAAGAAGAAGAAAAAGAAGAAGAGGAAGAAGAGGAGGAUGAAUCAGAUUCCUAAGAUUAGAAACAGGGAGAUUAAGCCAAGUAUAACAAACUCCUCAAGUACUGAGUGGGAAUGAGAGGUUCCGUGAAGCAAAGGUGAAAUGGAAAUAGAUGGCCUAGUGGCUCUAACUCAGAUAUACUAACGUGGAAGGAAGAAUUUUUCCACUUUUAUUAUUCAUUUUAGUAAUUAAAUUUACAUUUAAUAUGAUAAAUAUGUUAGUACCUUUUGCUUUUUCACAUUUCACUUGAACCAUUAACAUGCAUCUUUGGACAUCAAUGUCCUUGUAUUUUUGGGCCAAUUGUUUUAGUCAUCAGAAACUUUUUCAGGACAUGCUAUCUUCUAUUUAAGUUGUUUGACAUACAGAAUCAUAUGGACCUGAAUUUAUUACUAUCUCAGGGAUUUUCAUUUUAAGAAACAACUACCUAUUAUGUGAAGACAGUUGUUUAUGUGAUUGGUUGUUCUAACUUGCCCUGUAAAUGUGCAUUCAUCAAAGAAGGAGUUUUUAAAUCCAAAAAUAAAUAAACCCUAUUCAUAUUAGACACCUCUUCAGGUUCUACA